Porites lobata is the source of this 21177-nucleotide messenger RNA. Lineage: Eukaryota; Metazoa; Cnidaria; Anthozoa; Scleractinia; Poritidae. The record is from the annotation of a GenBank genome assembly.
UCUCACUGCAAACGAAAGGAAAAGAAAGAUGGCGGAGUUUUAUCGCUGUGCAGUUGGUCCGCAGUUAUACCGAAUUUUCACGAGAAACAGUCGUCAGGUUAGCUUUGGGUGAAUGCAUUUUAUGACACUCUUACCUAUUUCAUAAUCCUCUGAGAUCUUUUCGUAAUAGUGGAUGUUUUUAUACUUUACCUCUCCAACUUUGAGCAUUUUUUUGGGUUGAGUGAGCUUAUUUUGUAUGCAUUGUGCUCUUUUCUCAUCUUCUUCUCGUUAUUAAACACAAAACAUGUUCUGUAAUAUAGAGUCGACCUUAUGAGGCAAACGGAUUGGAGCAUUGUGGAUCAGGAGUAAUUCGUGCUGUAAGUGUAAAAAUUAAUGUCUGGUAGUUCCCGUUUCUUUUUAGGCCUUUAUAAUAAAGGUCGUAAGAUAACCUCGUGAAGCUUCUUUUUCAAUUUAUCACUUUUUUAGGUUUUGUUAUUCGUGAUCUUGUUUUUUCCAUCUGGGUGCAGAAGCCUUGUAUUAGUACACCCUAAGUUUGUGAUAGUACCACAAGAGCCUAUGUUUUGGUUCCGUCAUGUCUCUUGCAUAAUUAAUCAUUCCACUUAUUAACUUACACAACCUGAGUUUUAAUUCCCAAAACCUUGAUUCUAGUCUUGUGACCCCUCAUUUAUUUAAUCAACUUUGCAUCUCCAUUUAUACCCCUGUUGCAGCUGCAUGUAACUGUAUAUUCAUUUGGGUAGGAAGGCCCUUUUGAAAAGCGAAAAAAACUCCAUUCAUUAGUCUGGCUUUCAGGACUUUUGGUUACUGUUUCUUUAUAGAGGGAAAAAAUUACUGAAUGCACAAGCAAAAUGACGAGUUCAUGCAACAGUGUGAAGAAUGUAUAUGUUGUCGUUAAUUUUUUAUCUCAGGUAAUUUUUCUUUUGUUUCAACUUCAUAAGCAUACAUCAUCAUACCCAAAAACAAAAGAAAAACAAAAAUUACCAAUUACCUGCGAUAAAAAAUUAACUACAGCAUAUACUCCAAAUGUAGAAUGCGGAAUGAGAAAAGAAUAUGAAUCUAUUUUAGUUAUUUUCUGUAUUAUUCUUGCUUGGAAUCCAUGGUAAAAGUAAUUACCUAAAAUCCAGAAAAUUACCAAGAAAUGUCGCGACUGUGAAAUUCACGAUUUGUGGCUAGAAGAUACUUUCAGAAAUGACCAGUAUUUGCGCUUUUUUUGUUCUUUGUUGUCAAACAUAUGACAUUAUUGUUAUCAUUGUUUUAAACUCAUCAUUUUGCUUGCACUCUUAUACCUGUUUUCCUCUCUAGAGCAAUGGUCCCCUUAAAGUAACAAAAGGCCAUUAGUCUAGUGAAAAGUUUAUUUCCUACCCUGCAAACAAUAAACAGGUAAUAGAAAAAUAUGGACUCAAAGCAAAGAUGUCUGGAAAAGCUGGGAUGUGGGCCUGCACAUUAUGAUACACAAAAUUUAUUAACACUGUGGAGCCCUAUUACAAUAAAAUUCCCACAAGCCACAUGGCCUUGAAACAGCAACAUAAACAGUAGAAGAGGUAACAAACAACACAAAGAUGGGUUGAAACUGAGAAAACGACAAUGGGAAACAUAUAAUAAUACAUAAAUACAUGUACAAUAGUAAAAAAAAGACAGGGGCAUGGCUUCCUCGACAAUACAUAAGAAAAAGAUGACAUAUAUACACCCCGCUCCCCCUGCCCCCAUGGGGACAUUAUGGAUGGUCAUGGUAGAUUACUUAAGAGAUUAAGUCCCACGAUCCAGAGUCCUUUAUUUUAUUAUAAGUGGAUUUUUUUUUUAAUUCAUAAAAAUUUCAGUAGAGUGCAAGUGAUAAAUGUUAUUAAUUUUAUUUGCAGCUGUCAUUAGCAUGGUCUGUUUGUUAUUCAACUUCACUGUUAACUGCACCUGCACUUGGAUUCUACCUUCUGCGAAAAGGUUUGUUAAAUUAUCAUUCACUUUAGUCGACAAUGGUCAUUGAAUAUAAGAAGGCAAGCCAUUUGACCCAGGCCAACCAUUUUAACAGGACACAAGCACAAACUUAAUAUUCUCUUUUGACUUACGUUUACAUUGCCUCUUACCGGUAGGUUUGUUAAGCCAUGCUGGUCUAGUCAGCUUGUCUAGGUUUAUUGGAACAGGACUAAUGAUUGUAUUUGGAGCAUUAUGUAUCAGAGGUAUGAUCUACAGAGAUAUAGUAGUUGCAGUCGACCAUGAUAAUUGGGAUUUUUUAAUUUUCUUCCCAGGGUGGGGAAUGGGGUGGCUACUGGACCAAUAUUUGUGUAGUUGAGCCCCUGAGGGAUUGAAACUCUGACCCUGUUUAGGACAAAAAAAAAUCCUAAAAUGUAUACCCUGUUUAGGAUAACACCCUAAAAAUUUUUUCCCAGUUUAGGGAGUACCCCUGCCUGCAGGAUUUUCUCAUACUGACUGUAAAUAAUGCUGUUAUGGUUCUUUAACUUAGGUUUGAGUUUAUUGUCUGCAGCUUCACAUUUUCAUUACUCUAGUAGUAGUAAGAAAAAGUAAUUAAAAGUCGAUGUAAUGUUUUUCUGCAAACGUUUUUGGUUUGUCCAAUGAAAUUAUGGUGAACUGUCCUUCUAAACAGGAAAAGAAAACUAUUUAGAGGCCUGAAUAUGACUGGUGAUCCCAACAUCUUAAAUAGUAUUGAUUUCGUUAUGUAUGUUUUUUACUAUUUGCAGGGUAUGGGCGCUUUAAGAAUCAAGAUUAUAGAGUAUUCUUAGCUCUUUUGGAAGAAACAAAAAUUGACAAUAGUGAAGAAAAUAAGGUUUGUUUAUGAAGUCAAAGAAUUAUAUUUUUGUUUGUUUGUUUGUUUUUUUUUUUUGCUAUUCGAUGAUCCGGGUACAUGUACAUUUACCUCCCAUGCAAAGUACCAUAAUUUUCAAGUUAAUGCUCUUAGUUUAAAGAUGAACAAAUUGCUCUCACACACAUCACAAUAGUCAAUAGUCAAAAAGUCAAAAUAAUGCCUACAAAUGUAGCAAAUCCAGCACUUCGGCUACUCAUUAUGUCAAUGAUAGUUGAAUCAUGUGAAUUUGUUGACUAAAUACAGUAAUAAGAAAAUAUCAUUGGGCCCCAGUUGUUCAAAAGCUGGAUAGCGCUAUCCAUCGGAUAAAUCUCUAUCCAGUGGAUAAGUAUUAGGGAAACCUAUUGCACUAUCCUCUAGACAGAGACUUAUCUGGUGGAUAGCACCAUCCACCUUUUGAACAACUGGGGCCUGGUUUUGUAGAAUGAUCAGUGUACCAUUAAAUUAACAGGUUUCUUUUUUUUAAGUUAUGUUGUGCAAGUUUUAAAGUCAGUUUGUAAGAUUCUCAGUUUCUAUUUGUCUCAGCCGGAUUAUAGCCAUGGCUUUACAAUGAAUUUAAUGAAAAUGUAGAUAAAAUGGUUUGAAAACUUAUAACCAGAAGGAAAAUGAAAUAUACAAAACACAUCAUUAUGUAAUAAUUUUUAUGAAAUAUGGGGUUAAGUAUGCUUUGCUGUCUUUUUUCAGAAAAAGCUAGGAUUAUAUGACUUCAGUUUUGGAGCCUGGCCAGUUGAUUACAAAUGGAAAGAAUCUAAAGCUAAGUAUGUUGACAGUACAGAGCUGAAGAUUUUGUUUUUAAACAUGCUGUCAAUUUCGAUUAUUUCCAAAUUCUUUAUGACUUUGAAGUUAGUCCACCACUGGUCCUCAAUUAGAGCACCACUUGUGGUGUGCUAGAAGUUCCAGUAUAUUAAUAGAGAUAUCGAUUGAUUGAUUGAGUGAUCGAUUGAUUGAUUGAUUGAUUGAUUGAUUGAUGUAUUAGUGGGACUUUCUUGCAGUCAAACAUUUUGUAAUAUUACUUGUUUUGGAGAUUUACAUGAUUAUAGCCUCUUGUGAACAAAAUACCCUGGAAUACAUUGUAGUUAAAAAAAAUUCUCUGAUGUAACCCAUUAAAAGGCGUCACCUAAGUUUCCUGCAUAAUUUCCCUGUUUAUUAUUACAUCAUUCCAUUAAACUGCAACAACUAUAUCUACUUUGGUUUUCUCUUCUCAAAAGCCGUAGCAUGUCUAGGGCAUCAGAAAGUAACACAUCUCAAACAAGACCUACUGGACCUUUGUCUUUCCUUGGAACCUGGCCUUGUGAUCUUCUAAGGUACCAAUUGUUUUUCUUAAGUAUCGUUCAAAUGCAUGUCCAGAUAUUUGCGACUCAUACAAUGUUAAUUUACACAAUUUUUUCAAGAGUACAAUAAUGUCACACUUUAUUGAGUUACCCAGAACGUUUUCUGGGAAUUAACCAUUAUUUUGAAGGAACGAGCACAGAAAUGCCAUGUUGAUGAUAUGUCACUAGCCAGAAAAUUUUCCUCAACCAAUCAGAAGUAUUACGCAGAUCUGGCUAGUGACACGUCAUCAAUAUGGAAUUUCAAUAAUCAUUCCUCAGAUUUCAUUUAGUGGGAAAAUCAGUGGUGGUGUCCCAAAUGCAGGCUGUUUUCUCAGGCUAAUUAUUACUUAGAAGAUGAUGAUUUAUUGAUUUUGAAUUAUAACAUAAUUAACUGCUUACUGGUCAAUUUCAGGUAUUUCGUAGCUCACACAGUUGGUCGACCACUUAUCUACCCUGGAUCCACUGGUCUUUUACAAAGUGGAUUUGGUAAUCCAAAAAUAAUAAUCUUGAAUGUUAUUUCUAUUGGGUUUAUUUCUAUAGUCAUCUCUAUAUUCGUUUUGCUAUCUGUAGAUAACACUUGGUACAGUUGUAGCUCUAAAUGUACAUCUUUAUUUAACAUUUUUACAUUUCGUCAAUUUGCAGGGGAAACCUUGUUGACAGGUAGAACGUACCUACUUGAACGUGUGAGUGAAAGCAAACUAUUUUUUUAAGAGCUGAAAAUACAUAGAGGAUAUUACACAGUGGCGCGAAGAUUUCGAGUGGCAAAACAAUAUUGCACGAGUGAGUAAAAUAUUGUUUUUGCCACGAGAAAAUAAAAUUCUUAUCUUCAAGCCACCGUGUAAUGUUCUUUUUAUUAUAUAGACAAAAUGACAUCGAUAAAACAAUAGAGGGAAAUUACCAAAAUUACGUCAUCGAUAAACUCACAUGUAAGAUUAUGGAAAAUAAACCACUCAGGUCCUGGAUGUAGUUUUUAUGAAAUUUACGAGUGGUUUAUUUUCCAGUAAAACACACGUGUCUAUAUAAUAAAUAUGUGUACUUCUAAAUAACUUGUAUGACCUCAUAAUUCCAUGAAAAUUAUACCCACUUUCAGGCCAUAAUGGGCAAAAUCUAUACCCAUGAGCCAUGUUCAGACCAAAAUUGGUUAAAAAACCAUACCCUUUUGGGCAGAACAUUCUAAUCAUGUAGUUUAAUAAUUAUAAGAGAGUACAGUUGUACCUGCAGGGGUUAUUAUAACUCAUUAAUUUUUACACUUCAAGACAUAUGCUUAUUAGAACAGGUGCAUAUAGGCAAAUCUAUUUUUUUGGGGGGUUUGUUUUUUGUUUUUUGCUAGACAUGGUUAGCAUUAUUUUUACGGUACAAUGCUCAACAAACUAAGGACACAUUUUAGACAUUUUUCUAUGUUUAAGUUGGGAAUAAUUCAAGCUUUUGUUUAACACAUCACAGAAUGGUAGAAGAGCUAAGCUAGAGACAGCGGAUGGCAAUGAGAUCGACACUAUGUUCAUGGACAAGAGAUCCCCCAGUGAAAAUAUUCAGGGAAAUGGCGAGAAUCUGGUAAUAUUCUAUAUUAAUAAUUCUACAGUGUGUUCUUUUUCUUCUGUUAGGGAGAACAGACCACAAAAAUUCGACUUUGUGGAAAAAGUACCAGCUACAAAGUACUCGUAUAAAUUAUUUGAAUCUGCUGGACAGACUGAAACAAGUGUAAAACCUGCAUCCCCUCAAAUGACACCCAAUAUUUCUGAAGCUCCCAAAUGGAAUACUGCCAACCAUUUGAUUUUCCAACUGGAGGUUUUAGUUUCCAUGUAAAUGGUUAGUAUUCAAGUUUUACCACAUAAGCGCUGCAUAAGGAAAUUUCUGGUUCAAAUCAACAGGUUAUUACCUGUGAAGGCAAUGCAGGAUUUUAUGAAGUUGGACUGAUGGUGACACCAUUAAAAGGUUGGUAACUUUGACUCAGGGUAACUGAUUAAAUUUUUUAUUAAGUUUCAUAUGUGUUAAGCAUCUACAUGUAUAUCUAAAAUGUUGUUAAAUAUGAGUUAGCGUACAUGUAAUAAACACCAUCAGAGGAGAAAGAAGAAAAACAUGUAACAAAAGGUCUUUCGCAUCCUCUUUAUCUUUUAGCUGGAUAUUCAGUAUUAGGCUGGAAUCACCCUGGUUUUGCUGGUAGCAGUGUAAGUUUGUUUAUUUAUUAUCAUUGUUUCAAAUAUUGUUUUCCUGUUUCUGAUUGGCUUUAAUCCCCCCACUAAUUAUUAACCAGCUGGCACUGACCAAAUUUGUAGAAGGUGCCUACAUGUACAUUAUACACACCCUUGUUCCAGGGGUCCAUGAUUAGAAAGAAAUAACCUGUACACACAGAUUGAGAAAGCUCCCAAGAUGUUUUAGUUUAUUUUUUUUUCUUUUUAUUCUCGGCGCUUCACACCUUACUAUAACACUUUGCACAAUGAACUAACCCAACUUGCCAUGCACAUUCAGUUGUUGUUAUCUACCAAGACUGUACGGUACGUUCUACCCUGGGUUCCAGAGAAUUUUUUCCUCGCCUAAGUCCUGAUAGUUUGUGGCAAAGACAACAUAAUGAUAAUAAAACUAAUAAUGCUGAUGAUGAUGAUGAAGAUGAUAACAAUGGUAAUGACUGUGUCAUUUACUGCUUUCAUUAUCAGCCUUCAAUUUUAUUUUUUAUUUUGUCAUUUAUUCCCCAUUUUUAGUUCCCUCUUUUUCGCCUAGAUCUGUGUUAUGCAAGGCUGUUCUCACUUGCAUGGUUUUGGAAAUAAAGAUAAUAACUAUAUCUUUAUUUCUUUUUUUUUUUAACUGUUAUUUUAUAGGGACUACCUAGCCCAGAAUCUGAGAAAAAUGCUGUAGAAGUUGUGAUACAAUAUGCCAUUGAAAAGCUGGGAUUUCCUGCCGAUAAAAUUAUUAUAUAUGCCUGGUCAAUAGGUAAGCCUUAAGACAGUUGAUUUACUUGCCUACUGAAUGAGAUCAGCAGCUUGUUUUCAUUACUCAUGGCUGCUAGUGUCUAGCAUUUAAACAUGAACUACCGAAGUGAUAGAAACAUCCAAACUUUACAGUAUCAACAAUUUCUGUUUCUGCAGACACUCUCUUUUAACAGAUGCUCAUUAUUGUCCAUUAAUAAUGAGAAGAAAGAAAUUCGUAAAAACGUCUACAUCAGAGAGAUUGCAUUAGCAUUCAUUUUGUAGUAAUUCUCUUUAUUAAGUCAAAAGAUAAAAACCACAUCUUAUGUACGCUGAAAGGCUUACUGUAUCACCAAUCCGGAGUGAAGGAAAUAUUAUUUGAUGCUGAGUAGACGAAUGCAUUAAUGCAGCAUCUCCAAGACCGCAAAACUGGCUUCGAGACAGAGAAUUAAAUUUAGAUUCAUGGGCAAUGUUAGAAUGGUACAUCUAACCAGAAAGACGAAAUCGACAAUACAAAGCCAAUUAACAGGGUUAAGAAUCUCAACUGGUAUGGGACGAGCCAGUUGGCUGUUAAUUUUUACAAGCGUGGCCGAGGAUUUGAACUCACGACUACCGAGAACAAAUCCAGCAACAGGUCAGAGUAUGACUUGAACUCAGGGCCUCUGAAUUGCAAGUCUAGCGCUCUAACCACUCGCCAGGCUUCCUCGUACCAAUUCUCAAUGCUAAUUUUAAAAAGAGACGUUAUAGCAGUAAAAAUUGUGAUGCUGGAAACCACGAAAUGUGUCUGUGAGUAAGAAACCGAAAAAGGGUCUGUCUUGGAGGCCAAACAUCAGCAAUUUUAUAUGAGGGCUCACUGUAGCAACAUAGCGACUGCAUUAACAUACAUAACAAAGAUAAAAGUUUGACUGAAAGUUUCUCCAAAGCUACUGAUAAUAGCCGAACGAGAAGGAGUGCUUGACAAAGCCCUACCAACAUCUGUGUGGGGGGCUAUACGUAUGGCAGCUUUGUUUACCGUGAUCUGUUUUUAUUUUAGGUGGUUAUCCCGCAGUCUGGGCAGCAAAAGUCUACCCACAGAUUGCAGGCAUGGUAAGAGAAAACAUUGAAUUUCCAGGGCAACAGACGGUUUUGAACUAUAGACACCCUAGAAACCACUUACACUGUAAGAUACGAAAAGGGGAUUGAAGCCGAAAUGCGUCCCGCCAUUGUCUCUGGCAUCGUUACUGGGCACGCGCCGGUCAGCUAUUGGUCAAUUUUUGUCGUGUCCCAGAAGUCUUUGCCAUAGUUAACUCAGUCCAGUCUCUUUUUCGUUUCUAAAUUGACGGUUUUUUGGAUUCUUAUUUUACUUAAACUUCAAUUUAAGAUCAUGAUAAAAAAUAAAUUUCCUCUACUUCGAAAAAUAUUCCCCAAAACUAAACUCCACAAUCAUUAUAACCUUAAAAGGAAGGGAGUGGGAAAGGAGUGAGAAAGUUUUUUCCGAUUUCUUAACUGAGUUCUAUCUGAACUAUGUGGAAUAAAAUCAUUGUUGCUGUUGAAAGGCAACCGUACUCGUUUUCAGGUGUUGUUGUUUCUCCGGUAUUUUGACUCAAAUAAAAGCAAUGAAUUUGAAUGCAGUUGCUAAGGACUUUACCAGGAAAACCAGACUGGACCGGUCCAGUUAGUUGCCGCAAUGGCUGAAUCCGCGAGCGGGUAAGAUGAAGCGAAUCCUGCAUUCUGAUUGGCUACCCGAGCGAGCACGCCCGCUCAGGAUUUCCCGCGUUGGCCCCGCAAGGAAAAGUUCUCUUUUUGGCCAUACAAUAAAACCUUUAUUACCAAGCUUGUUCAUUCAACUCAAUAAAAACGCAAAUGAAAACUUCGCCAAUAUCGACACUGAAAAUUAAAAAGAUCUGUUUCAGCCCCAAAGUGUCAAUUCAGCUCUGCAGGCCAAAGUCUGAUUCAGCCCUUCCUGGAACCUUUUGAGCACAAUUUAAGCCAAAACAGCUCAAUCAAAAGGCUAUUCCAGCCCACAGUAGGGCCCAUUUCAGCCCUAGCUAAUUGGACGUAUUGGCCCUGUUUUAAGGGAGCCAAAUUAGACUCAAAAAAAGGACUGUAUUUUACUCACCGAAACGGCCCUAUUUUUAGGGCUAAAACAGAUCUUUCUGAUUUAGAGUGGAGCCAUCAUGACUUCACGCGGAUCAUAAUACGUUUCUGGGAAACUGCCCACCUACCCCUCUCCUAGGCCAACGUUAACACUAAUUAGGGCAAAAUGUUGGCUUAGGAGCCCUUCACGCUUGGAUCCCCAAAAGUAAAGUGCCACAGGGAAUUCUAACGGGUUUUUUAUUGUCGUAAUAGGUUCUAAUGGUGACUGUUUUAUUAGACCAGUUCACCAUAAAACUGACCUUUAUUCGUUACUGUUUGCAGGUAUUAGAUGCUACAUUUGAUGACCUAGUUCCUUUAGCGCAAACUAAGAUGCCUGAAGCCAUAAGUGAGUCGAGUUGAAAACAAUUUUACAUUUGCCUUGUCUUGUUCUUUUGCCAUCCAAGCUUGAUAUAACUGUUCUUAUAUAUUAUAUUGUUAAGUCUUUUCUACUUCCGUGACUGGUCAAUUUUCAGUCCAUUACUUACUGUCCUUACUGAACUAACCAAAGUUUAAGCGGGAAAGAUCUAUCUCAACAAAAAUAAAGCCAUCACAAUGUAGUUUGAUUGUGAUUCGUUUCGUCUGCUUUUUUCAAUAACAAAAUUGUAGUUUUUAAGGCCUGUACUGUCAAUCCUCUGCCAGCGUCCUGUUUUUGUUUCACGGAAAGAAAGCCAUUAUAAUGAACAUCUUAUUAGCCUUGCUGUGUCGAUCCGUACGAUAAAUUGCUUGUCCAGGAUUGGCCUCGCUCGCUUCACCCUCAGCCAUUAAUCGCAGGAGACAACUUUGCCCGUGAUUUACAGUAACUAUGAGGUGCAUCUUUAGACACAUAUUUUCUACGCAAUCACAGAAACAAAGUACAUGUAUAUUUCCCACCGAAGCCCCUCCCCCUCCCCCUCUUCUGCCCCUCAUUCUACAUCUUCAUUGAAAUCCCUAUUUCCGGUUAAUUCGGUUGGGAAUACGACUUUUUGGGUCGUUCUAGCGGAAAAUUUCCGACAGCAACAGAACAUCCAAAAGGUAGUCCUGUAUUUCCGGACGGCAUGCUCCAAACGGAAAUUCGUGUGUCAUUUUUUCAAAGCCGCCCAUCUUUAAUGCAAGUUUCAGGCCUUCGCGGUCGUUUUUCGGUAAAUGGAACUGAUUUUACAAAUGGUAAACGCGAUUCUGGGACGAAAUUUACCAGUCCUGAAUUUUCCUUACCAUUUAUCCAAUCCGUAAACCGACCAGGUUGCCCAUUUAAAUGGUAAACAAGCCCCGUCUCUGGUUCAAUUCUAUCUUGUUGUUACUACUGCAUAGAAACACAACAGUCAGGGCAUUUUGCGUUUAUAACAGGACGGCGUACUCAAAUCUACCGGACUUUAACCUGAAAACAACCCAACCCACAAUCUUUGUUGUUGUUUGUUGUUGUUAGAAAACUUUUCUUUGCUUCUUUCCCUUGCGCUGUCUGAAUCUGCUCUCUUGCAUUUUGUUCAGGUAGUUUCACAACAAGGGUCGUAAAAGAAUAUUUUCAUCUGGAUAUUGCUCGCCUUCUCUGCAGGUAUUUUUUUAUUGUCGUUGCCUACUUAAUGACUUUAGUGGCUCUGUUGAUACUGUUCAGUGUUUUGCUUCCCCAUUGCCAACUUAAAGAGGCUGCGUCGUGGCUGUCUGUGUUAUUCCUAGUUUUUCGAUAUCGCCAAUUGCGUGUCCUUACUUGCUAUGGGUCUCAAAGUUAGUAAAGAAAAUACUGGAAAACAAUCGAAUCACAGCUUCGUGUCAAAACUAUUUGUUUCCCUAGCAUUAUCAAACAUUGUAAACAACAAAAUUGAACUCUGAGAAUCUCUUACGCUAACAAGCUUUCAAAAGCCACAUUCUCAGUCAGUUUUUGUCGUCUUCAGAAUUGUCCAUCCGUGAAGGUGACCCUGUUUUUUCACAAACCCUCCUGCUUUUCAUGAGCAAAUUGUUUCAUUGUCAUUCUAACAACCCCGUGAACAUGAUAAUUUACAAUUGAAAAACAGGCAGACAACUGUAAAAUGGCCUUUCAAGACAGGCCUCUUGUUGUAAACUUCGUUUGUCAUUCGCCACUUUAGAAACGAGAAGAAAACUCAUGAAAAAAGUGGGCUGAAGUUAAAUUGGGCAAAGACUCCAGAGACUGUUACUUGGGAUUGGCCAAUAGCUGACCGGCGCGUCCCCAGUAACGAUCCCAAAAAACAAUUGCGAGUCUCAUUUCGCCACCAGUCCCCUCUUAGUUUCUUAAAUGGCCUUUGAGCGACAUUUGCCUUAGUCAACUAUUACCAUUAAUCUGGUUACGUUAUUCGUAUUCCUAGCUACCCAGGUCCAGUGCUUUUAAUCAGACGCAUGAGAGAUGAGAUUAUCACUACUGAGUAAGCUUUUUCAUUUCUUCACUCACUCGUUUAUUUCUUUGUUGACGAACACUUGCUUCAAGAAUUGAAAAUGAACUUUAUAUUUGUUUCAGGGAAGGAGAAAUAAGCUCAAACCGUGGCAAUGAUUUGCUGUUGAAAUUUCUUAAGUUCAGGUAAUGAUCUAAGAUUGGUUUGAUUUGUUUGUUUUUUUGUCGCUAUUAUUUUUCUACUCUUUAUUCCAACAGUUUCCGGCCGUUAGCCUUGUCCAACUUUGGUGUGUGUUUAUAGGGAACAAACGUCAUUUUUCCAUAACAUUUUUAUCUCAUGUAUAUUGUUAAUUAACUUGAGCUUACUUGAUUAAAAAGGUCUUUUUCUCUCUUGCUCUUUCUCUCUUUUUUUUUUUUUGUUCUCGUUAGAUAUCCUAAUCUACUUGAUAGCGAUUGUGAAGACAUGUUACAAGAGUACCUUGCCGCCCCAGAUCAAGCUACUAAAAGUACGUUUUUGUAACGUUGAGGACUUCUGAUACCUUCUUUUAAUACCAAGUCAGACCGUGAAUUUUAUCUUCUUAUAUCCGUUAUUUACUGGAUGGAAUGGUUACCACUGUGAGGCCCUUAAACAUAACAAUCUACAUCAUGAGUAGGUUGAGUUUGAUCGUCCGAGUGAACGUAGUCCUGAAUAGGACUGUUGUUGUGGACAAUGACUGACGUUUCGAAAACCUCUGCGGUAGUCAUCUACAGUCAUCUUCACUCUGACUCUGAAGAUGACUACUGCACAGGUUGUCGAAACUGUCGAAACUUCAGUCACUGUCAACUAAUUCGUUUCCAUGUCUCUUGAUCGCGAGAACUCACAUUUUCUACAAGAGAAUUGUUUAGGGAAAAAGUUUAAGUAGAAGUUAAAUUCGGUUUCUUCUCGCGUCAUGUAUUAUUCUGUAUUUGUAUUUUUUUUAUUUAUCCGCGAUGUUUUGCCACAAUAAGAAUUCUUUCUCCGGUUUGCAGGAGCAAUUUGGGAUACACUUAACGUGGACAUCGAUUUGUGUCGAUCGAUGUACAAAAGUUACACCGAGGUGAACGGAAGAGAGUUCCCCAUGAUGAUAGGUAAGUCAGUGCGUUGGGGAGUCAUGGACACCUGUUAACUUACCGUCAGGGACAAGAGUAGCAGGGAAGUUGGCCUGCAGAACAGGCGUUAGUUUUUCGCGUUUUACAAGCAAGCGCCAAGCGAGCGAGCGAGGACUGGGAGAUACGCGCGACGUGGGAAGGCGUAGAAAAGAAAGGAAGGAAGGUGCCUUUCUCCGUCGCGCCUAUCUUUCGCUCUACGCCCGCCCGUUCGAGUCAGUUUGACGGAACAACCGGUCAACAGCGAACUGACCUAGCACGUUAUCGAAACGACUUAAGACGCUAGCGAACAGGGCUGAGUUGCUCAAAGGAUGGUUAUCUUUAACCAUUGGUUAAGCAGUAUCAAAACCAAUACGUUGUCAAGGUAUUAAACGCUGGUUAACGCUAACCAUGUUUCGAGCAACUGGGCCCAGGGCAUAGUUCUUCUAAAGGGGGAAAAGUCUAUAUUGGAUAAAUCUAUAUCUAGUCGAUAAAGCAAUUGGUCUCCCUAAUACUUAUCCGCCAAAUUGUGAUUUAUCCGCUAUCCAGCGUUCGAACAUCCGGUGUCAUGACGUUCGCGAAACGACCAGUCACCGAUAGUUCGUUAGCUAACAUUCCUAAGAGAAUGUAGAGCUACAGUCGAACCUCCAAUAACAGCCACCUCUCUACAACGGCCACAUUUUUUGUCCCGGCGGACAGUCCAUACAUUGGCUCUUGUUCAAACCUUAAGCCACUAAAGCAUGUCCCCAACUGCCAAAAUAACCUCUCAACUACGGCCAGUUUUUUCAGCGGCUGAUGAAAACGUCAAGAAUGGUCAUGAAAUUUGAACCGUAUUGCGCAUGAAUGACUAAUCGCACCAAUCGUAUUUUGAUUGUGUUACUGCUGCAGUAACCAUAAAUUGUCUACGACUCUUACAUGUAUGGCGAAUGCUACAAACCUUGCUCGUUUUGUCACGUUUUGAUUCAAAACGUUUUUCAAGUUUUUUUGUGUAUUUUAUCUCUAUAUAGUUAUUAUAUAUGAUUGAAUUACCACUAUGGGAUACAAUAAGCAUGAGCUUAGCACAAUAAACAUGUUGUACUCCCUAAAAAAUAUUGUCAUAUUACCCCCCAACCUCCCCAUAACGGCCUCUUUCUUUUGUCCCCAUGGUGACCGCUGUGGAGAGGUUCAACUGUAGUUUUUACGUGCAUAGCUUGUUUUCCCUCCCCGUUUUCCUCGUUUUAUCACAAAAUAGGACGAAUUUUCAAAGCAGCAUCUUUUUCAAGCAAAUAGUUUUAUUUUAUUUAUAUCUUGGUUUGUGUUCUGUGUCAUUCGUAAGAAUUAAUCGAUAAUUACAGUGGAACCUCGAUGUAUAUAACACACCUCUUGAUAACGAAGUCCUCGGCAAAACGAGCGAUAUUCUUCGCCCAUUAAUAGUAAUACAUAUUGAAAAGAACCGCGACAUAAAGGAAGCUCUUUAUAAGGUUUGUUUUAUCGAGUUCCCACUCUACUGAUGUAACCUGCACCGAAUGGAUGUUAAUGUAAGUCGCUCUUUGUUCGGCUCAGACUCGGAUCAUCUGACGAUGAAAACCUAUUCGCUAUUUUAAAAUGAGAAGGAAACUGGGGCGAGCUAACUUUCGCAAAGACCUCUGGGAUUGUUACUGCGGACGGGGGAAAAACUGAAUUGGACAAUAGCUGACCGGUGCGUUCCCAGGAACAAUUGGGGGCACAUUUCGGCUCCAGGUCACUUCUCGUUUCUAAAGUGGCGAAUGGACUGUUUACGUAUGUUAUACCCGAGACCGCCCUAUCACCACCCAAGUAUUAUGGAGCAUUGUUAUUGUUUUGUAUUAGCGGGGUAUCCAGUCUUGGUUUUAAAGCAAUAUGAUUCGCUUUAUAUUCGCCAGUUAAGUCCUUUGGCUGAUAUUCCCUCUUAGUUUUUCGGGAAAAGCGUUUCUUUAAAAAUUCCCGAAAGUCUUUCAUCUGAGCGAAGUAAAUUAUGAUGUUCAAUACAGGGUUUAGAUACCCUAUACUACCAGAACCAUAACGUAUCAUAUAGUCAGUUGAGAAAUCACGUUGUGGUUUAGCAAUCUGUGUAUAAGCUAUAUUGACUACAAAGAGAGAGAAGGGAAAAAUGAAGGCGAAUGUCAGUGCUACAAGAAGAGAGAUUCCUUUGAUUCUUGUGGCUCUUAAAUGAGCCUUGAACGCAUUGUUCAUAUUACAGGAAAUUUGUCCUUUACGCUUCACCCAUACAGUUCUGAUUAAAGAUACAUUAACGUAUAUUAUAAACACAGUGGGAAAUACGAACUGUAUUGGGAAGAGGAUGAGUGUUAGUUUGAAUGGAUAGAAAAGCUCAACAUUUCGGCAGAUGACAGUGUAAUGAGUGUCGUUAAGGUUGACUCGUAUUCCAUCGUACGUGGCUGCGGGAAACAACAUCACAAGAAUUCCUAAUAACCAUGCUGCUAUAAUCAUUUUCCGCACUGUCGAGGCACGAAAUGUUCGUGGGAUAGGGCGAGUUGACAAAUACUUCUCGAGACUUAUCACUACUAGAUUGUUGAUCGUGAUGACAGGAAAGACGAAGUUUAGGUAUCGAACUAUCUUACAAACCCACCCGCUUUGGAACACAUCUAACGACAUCUGCAGACAGACAAGUGGCAUAGACACCGCACAAGAAAGCAGGUCUGACAGGCAAAGACUUCUCACAUGCGUGUUCAGAUUCUUUGCAAAAGAGUUUGCCUGUAGUGGAUUUUUUCUCGGCUUUUUCCGCAAAAAGUAGAGGAUGAGACAGCAACCUACAAAUCCGAUCCCGCCAAAACAAGCCAGGAGGAAGCAGAGGACUUGUUUUGCCGCGUAUAGAGCAGGCGUAAAGACGUAAAUAGCGGAGUCGUUUGUUCCGGUAUCAUUGUUAAAAGCAGAUGAUUUGUUCCAAACCACAGUGUUAAGAAACCCUGAUGUUUGGUUGUUAUCCAUGUCUUCACAUCAACCUAUUUUGAGAGAAAACACACAAAGUGGAUUUCUUUCGAUUCCGAAGUUUAAAGAUACCUUCGGGGUUGUCUCACGCGCAAGUAAAGUAGCACGUUACGGUUAAACUGCAGUUACCAAAAAAAAAAAAACAGUAGGAGAAAAGCUUCUUAGUGUCGUCAUGGACGUCAAAAUCUCAUGGGCCUUGACUAUCUUAUUAAAAGGCUGAACCCUAGAAUAUGCCUAAGAGAGCAAAAACCUAGUACUUAUCCAUUGAGUGUAGGAAAAUUAUUUAUAAUGCCCUCGAAAAGCCAAUUCUGGAGUACUGUUGAACCUAGAAAGGCUCUUGAGACUACAGAAACGUGGUGCGAGAUUAAUUUUGCAUGCCACCUUAAAAACGCUGUAAAGCUUUUCGAUAAAUUAUCUUGGCUGCUCUCUCCUCUGUAGAGGCCUCUUUGUGUCGUGGGGGGUGGGGAGGCUGGGGAGAAGGACAAAAGAAAGCGCGCGGGGCAUUAAUGCGGGGCACGCCUUUUGCGUCUUCCCAACGUCACCCUCGCGUUAGCUAUUCUUGGAUUAUUACUAUUUGUUAUUGGGAUACUCAGUGAGAGCCGCUGUGGCUGCCAAUAAAUGACAUCAUACGGCGUGUAAGAAAACUUCUUAUGCUACAUAAAGUGAGUCAAGAUCACCGUACUCUCUGAAUAGGGUUUGUUUGUUUCCGUGUUGUUGUUUUUAGAAAAUACUCUUCAGAAAUAUUGUGUUGGAAGUUUUUGGAUUUCACAAUGGAAACGGAUUUUAAACAAUUGUUUUCGAGUUUAAAAAUGCAGUAGAAAUAUUGUUUGGUCUCAGAUUGUUUGUUGUUAUUGUUGUUGUUGUUUUUUUGUUGUUUCUUCAUAUUUCAACUAUCUUUCUUAAAACUAAAAGAGAUGUCACUUCAUCCGAGUUUUAGAAAUAUUCGGUUGAAAGUUUUUGGACAUCAAUAGAAAUAUCGUUUGGUCUCAGAUUGUUUAUUGUUGCUGUUGUUGUUGUUAUUGUUUUUUUUUUUGGAUGUAGACUGUCUCGCUUAAGAGUAAAAGAGAUAUGACGUCAUCCAAGUUUCAGUUUUAGAAACGUUAGUUGAAAAACAUUCCUCCUUUUUUAAGUUUAAAGUUGACGGGCAAAAAAAGCUAUCAUAGGAACUUGCGUUUUCAAAUGAAUGCAUUCAUCCUCAUUCUCUGUGAUUUUUCAUUUUUUAGGGAAGAAUUAUGAAAUCUGUGAGUUCAAAUUAUGAAAUAGAAGGAACUCGGAAUAAAACAACUGGUUUCGCAAUUUGAAGGAACACUUGCAUACUUUAAUACACAUAAAGAAAAAAAAGUUACUUCUCUGUCAGUUUUUCUGUAAAAGAUGUUUGAAAUGUUAGAGUUACAGUUAAAUAGAAGGUACUAGGAUAAAAAUAAGCGUUUUGCAAAUGGAUUUCCGUUUUUGGAAAAUCACCUGCAUGCUCGCGUACAAAAAAGCCCGUUGUUAGGUUUUCUACAAAAAUAAUUCUGAAAUCUGCUAAUGAAAAUUUACCAAGUAAACGGUACAAUUUCGUCCAGAAAAUGUAAGUACGCUAUCGUAUGUUAUGGACUACCGUGUAUUACUUACGUUUUUGAAGGCGGCCCACAAGAACACCAGAGUUAUGGACGAAAUACUCUGACCCCGCAGGUCGAACAGAAAAAAAUGAGCAGUCCCAUGAAAUGCGCAGCUCUAAUCUAGACCAAUCCUGUCUAGUCUCUGGCUCAUUUUCAAAACAAAGGUUUUGCACGUAGCUUCUUUUUGAAAAUGAGGGUUUUUUUGGAACCCGGAAUUGGCCUAUUGUCAACGCGCAACUGAUGAUGCGUUCAUCGAAUCAUGUUAUUGUACAAGACUUUGAACAAUUUCCUGACCACAAAACACCUAACCGGCAAUUUCCGCAACCCGAAGAAACACAUUAGGAUCAAGCUGGAACGCGUGCGUUACGUUUGCUGUUAACCUGUGUAGUUUGCGGGAUCAAAGUUCCACCUCGUUCAACCGGGAGAAAUUUGCCAAAGCUAGGAGAAGUAUCUUAAAUCUAAGGUUGUUUCUUUCACUGUACAAAGUUGAAUCCACUCCCAAUUCGCUGUUAAUUUACUUCACUUUUCGAAAGGUUAUUAGUAAAUGUUUUGUUUGAAAACUGAAACCGGUGUCACUCCCCGCGCCAUUUGUCAACAAAAAAGAGGCUUAUAAUCAGAGAAAGAUUCAAAGAGAGUCAAAACUACCAAUUCUUCUAAACAUCCUUGUCUUUUUAUUUAUUUAUUUAUUUAUUUAUUUAUUUAUUUAUUUGUUUAUUCUUUUACUAAAUGGUAAAUUAAACCCCACGUAAGAAAAAUCCGGGGUGGCACAGCUUUACUACAAAAAACGCCCGAGGAAAGAUAAAUCCCGCCAGCUACAAAGCCUACAUGUCGUUUACGGUAGCUGUCCUUGACUUCUCCUCGUCCAUUCAACUUCUAGAAAAUAUAUCCUAUAGCAAAAAAAAAAUAAAGUGCUGGUACGUGUACAUCUGUCGAUACAGCCUAAAACUUUAAAGCGGUGAGCGAAGAACCUGGUAAAGAGAAAUAACUGACAGCGAUUUGGUUAUGUAGAUUCGUUUCUAUUUUUUCCGUAUGCAAAGGAAAAAAAUGCGAAUAUCAGAAACAUUAACAACUCUAGAAGACCGCCUAUCGUUACUUUCGCUCCUAAUUUAGGGAGCGAGUUACCGAUUGAAAUGUGAUUUUUCUUUUUAAAAAUGCUGGGCUAGGUUUUAUGUGAAAUGUUUGAAUUUAUCCAUAUUAUUGUAAUUCCAUUUUCACUUUUUUAUAUAUCUGUUAGGCUGGUCAAUUGCUUUAAUUCUUUAACUUUUUCAUUCUUUCCUAUUUAUUAAAUUAGUUAUGCCAAACAUGAUGUAUCAACACGUAGUUAGGUCCUCAAAAUAGCGCGAUAUAAAUAAAAUAAGUAUUGGAUUAUCUUUUAGCAUCAAUAACUCUGAGAGGUUCUAACACUACCGUUAACUGGUAAUUGAAAAUUAGAUUUUCAACUCGUCACUCACUACUCAUAAUGACCAUGGAGGACUCAAUAAUCAGUGCCACUUUGAUUUAUUUCCGUAUUGUAACAUGCGCCUUUCAGUUGUCAAAACAGUUGUCACUCUGCACUGAUUUCAAAUUUUACACUGGGUACCAGACGUUUUUUUUUUUUCGCGUGCGGCAUGAUACUUCGGGUCGACACAUCUUCGGCCGAUGGACGAAGCCACGAUCAGGGUUGCCGAAGCAUGAUCCUUCGGGCCUACACAUCUUCGGCUGAUGGCCGAAGUUACGAUCAGGGUUGCCGAAACCGGAAACCGCGCAUGAAGACUCCCUGGCACCUGGGGCCUAGUUGUUCCAAGGCCGAUUAGCGCUAACCCAGGGUUAAAUUUUAAUCUAGGUUUCUUUUUUGUGUGUGUGCAAGUGUUUUUACAGAAGGUCUUCCGUUCUAGUAACCCAGUGAAUUUUUCUGUUGCUCUUAGGUCAAGAUCUUUCUGUGGAACAAAAGACUCAUCUUUUGAUGUUUCUGGUAAGAUACAUUGUUCGCAUUUUUAAAGCAUUUGAAGGGAGCUAUGUCACGAGGACAGUGCUGUUUAAGGUCAAUUCAUUGCUUAAGUCAUUAUUUAGAGCCAAUGUGGCAGCCAGUUACAGAAAACCGCGUGAUAUCAAAGAUCUUACAGAAAAAUAGCGGAUUGCCAACAGUCUAGUCUAGUGAAUAGGAAGCUUAAGCGAAGACGUUUUUGAGCUAUGCACGUCAACCGGAAGUGAGGCCUUCUAUAUAUAUGCCCAGUUCAGUUACCAGCGCCGUACAAACGACUUAUUGACGAGAUCAAGCAAAACUAACUACGAGAGAACGACUGGAGAACUGACAAUUUGACUAACAAUAGACGACUGACAACAGGCUGAUUUAGCAACAGAAUGGGAACGUCAGUUGACAACGGCGCGCGCAAAUCACACAACUGGCUUGACCAAUGGCAGAGCGGCAAAUUGGGCACCGGAAGUCGUGUUUAGCCCUUUCCGCGCGCUUUCCCGUCGCCAAAUGAGGUUCCCGUCCUGUUGCUAAAUCAGCCUAAUAGACGGAUCGAAACGCGCCAAUUACUGAUUACGAGUCUUCAUAGCCAAUAACAUCACGGCUUAACUGACAGACGACCAAUAACAUCGCAACGUAAUUGACCAAUCAGACCAAUAACCAGAGUAUAAUGCCAUCAACUGACGUGAUACAACUCACUUUGACUCUGAAGAUGACUACCGCACAGGUUGUCGAAACGUCAGUCACUGUCAACAACAACAGUCCUAUUCAGGACUACGUUCACCCGGACGAUCAAACUCAACCUACUUUUAGCCCGUGUACAGCUGUCCCCUCCCCUCAGAAAAAUUGGAGAAGGGGCGUUCUCCGAUUUUUCCUGAGGGAAGGGGGCGUCGGGCUGUAAACAGGCUAACUUUUUGUUGAUUUUCAUAGGUUUUGCAGUAUCUGAUGGAUUUUGAUGCCACUCAUUGCAUCUCACUGCCUGCCUCAGAAUUUCGUCUUCCAUGGGAUGAGCAGUAGUGGCUGCUAUUAUAGUUAACCCUUUUAAGUCCCAAGAGGGACCAAAAUCAAUUUUCUCCCCAUGUUUUACUGCGCAGUUAAGAGAAAAGGUGAUGAGAAUUAAUAUAGUUAUCACCUAAAAAAUUCUUUGCUCUUUUGCCAAAUUCUCCUAACUAACUAAGAUCAGUCUGGAGAAUUUGCAUGCGGAUACUGGGACUUAAAGGGGUAACAGGCUUCCUUCCACUCCGUGACAAACAAACCGAUAUGAUUGUUCCUAACCGCUUAGUAGCUCGCUUCUUUGUUCCUGACCUCCUAACUGCGCUCAGCUACAUGUCAUGUCUGGCAGCCCUUUAGGAACCAAGGAAACAAGGAUUUAUGACGGGUCGAGUUUUUUUGUCAGCUUAUGGCGACAAGUAGUCGACUGCGAGUAGACAGACCCUGUUUAGCCUCGUCCCCAGGCCAGUUGGCGCCUCCCGAGACCUGAGCAAAUUUUUUCGACAAGCUUGACAGGCGACGUGAAAUCCGAAAUCGCUGAGGACGGCUGGGAACGAGGCUGGGCGCUGUUCUUUUUAGCCCAUGAAGCGAAAUUCGCUCGAGAAAAAAAUGGCCAUGCGCUCGACUUUGGAGCAAGGUGCUCUAAAAUUUUAGUCUUAUCAACGUUGCAGAAAAAGAAGGGACUACUCGCAAACUAGACGAAUUACUUUUUGUCCCUUUUUUUUUAUGUAUAACUUUUAAUAGUUUUAAAUUAUUAUCGAGGCAGUCUCUCUUGCUUCUACUUAGCUGAAUUAACGAACAAAUGGAAACAUAGCCUGCGAAUACAUUCGUUGCCUCUGGUCGCCUUCUGCCGUUAGGAACAUUAGGCGAGCGAAAAACAGAUAAUUGGAUUGAAGAGAAAUUUGCGCAGUAUCGGGUCUUUACACUAGUCAAUCUUUAAAAAAGAUAUUUAAGAUUAUAGUAGAAAUCUUGUUUAAUCAUACUUCUUAGUGUUUUAUUUAACUCCAAUUAAUGUUAGCUUUUGUGGAAUUUGGUUGUGAAAAUUUACAUCAGUGGAGUUUUAAUAGACUACUUACUCAAAAAUAUAUACGUGAGUACAAUCUUAGAGCAAAUAAACUGAAAGUGAUGAAACAGUUA